AUGAUUAAGAAGGGGAGCCUGAAGCUGAAGAGCCUGAAAAUCGGGCGCAGCUCCGUGGGAAAUGUGAAAGUGGAGGGGAAGUCUAUCUGCAAGGAUGAGGCCAAGAGGAAGAAUGACGAGAAGCAAAAGAGGCUCAAAAUGUACAGGACGAAGGCGAACCUGAAAAAAAUGAACGCCAAAAUAAAUGAAGUAAGGAGGAUCGAACCAAACAUAAAAUGGUUUAACAACACCAGGACCAUUAGUCAAAGUAAGCUUGAAAUUUUCAGGGACAAGAUGGAGGAAGCCACACAUGACCCGUUCAGCGUUGUCAUUAAGAGGUCCAAAAUCCCGGUUGAGCUUCUCAGAGGGGAAGGUAGCAGUGUCGGUGGAAGUGGCGGAAAUGGACUGAUGUGCCCCGCCCAGUUUGAAAAGAAAAAGUACCAGAGCGAAAGCUUCCUUCGGAUGGAGAAUUUCCAGGAUGUCUAUGGGAAAAAGAAAAAAAGGAAAAGGCCCAAAUUAAAUGUAAGUAGUUUGGAAGAAUUAGCAGAUGAUGCGAAAAUGAAGUUAACGAAUUACGAGGCGGAGAAGGACAACUCACUCAUAGAGAGUAGGAACAAGGAAGUGGAAAAAAAAUUUAGUAAGGAUCAGUUAUUGAAAAUUGGACAGUCUAAAAGAAUAUGGACCGAAUUGUAUAAAGUGAUCGACAGCUCGGAUAUCAUUUUAGAAGUUCUAGAUGCACGUGAUCCCAUAGGAACUAGAUGCAGAAGGUUAGAAGAAAAUUUAAAAAAAGACAGACCUAAUAAACAUAUCAUUCUUAUUGUGAAUAAAGUUGAUUUAGUGCCAACCAGUGUAGCUGAAAAAUGGAUUAAAAUUUUAUCGAAAGAGUACCCAACCAUUGCGUACCAUGCGAGUAUAAAUAAGCCAUUUGGCAAGAAUGAUCUGUUCAAUGUUAUUAGGCAAUACACACAGUUCUUUCAAAAUCAGAGGAAGAAGCACAUUCACAUCGGGUUGAUUGGUUAUCCUAAUGUUGGAAAGAGUGCCAUUAUCAACUCAUUAAAAAAAAAAGUCGUCUGUAUAUCAGCCUGUCUACCUGGACAAACCAAAUAUUGGCAGUUCAUAAAAUUGACUAGUAAAAUAUAUCUCAUAGACUGUCCAGGAAUUGUACCCUACGAUAUUGACGAUUCGGACAAAAUUCUUAGAUGCACCAUGAGACUGGAAAAAAUUACCAAUCCACACUUCUACAUUGAUGAUGUGUUCAAGCUGGUUGACAGACAGCACCUCCUCCGCAUCUACAAGCUCCCUGAAGAUUUGCAGUUCGCCAACACAGAGGAGUUCCUUGAAAUAUUGGCAAAGAAAAUGGGCAAGUUACUUAAGGGGGGAGAACCAGAUAUUACAUCUGUUUCCAAGAUCAUCUUGAAUGACUGGAUCAAGGGGAAGAUCCCCUACUACGUCGAUCCGGACGCGGUACAACACGCCGCAAAGGGAUUGACAGGAAACUCGGGCGAGGAAGUAAAAUUGACGGUAGCGUCAGAUAAGGAGGAAAAGUUGGCGGCAGAGUCAGAUAAGGAGGAAAAGUUGGCGGCAGAGUCAGAUAAGGAGGAAAAGUUGACGGUAGAAUCAGAUAAGGAGGAAGAAUUGCUUGAAGAGUCCAACCAGGAGGAAGAGUCGUUGGUCAAUCGAGUGAACAACAAUGUCUCCGUUGAGGAGUGCUAG
Messenger RNA from Plasmodium knowlesi strain H, 1692 nucleotides. RefSeq names its product nucleolar GTP-binding protein 2, putative. Gene Ontology annotation, molecular function: GTP binding. Gene Ontology annotation, cellular component: nucleolus. The record is from RefSeq and is a predicted model, not a curated record. The transcript has a single exon. Bases 1 to 1692 code for a protein of 563 amino acids. Lineage: Eukaryota; Apicomplexa; Aconoidasida; Haemosporida; Plasmodiidae.